Messenger RNA from Exophiala spinifera, 1287 nucleotides. RefSeq lists its product as uncharacterized. The transcript has 2 exons. The record is from RefSeq and is a predicted model, not a curated record. NCBI's taxonomy places the organism in Eukaryota, Fungi, Ascomycota, Eurotiomycetes, Chaetothyriales, Herpotrichiellaceae. Bases 1 to 1287 code for a protein of 428 amino acids.
AUGGCAGAGCCCAUAGGCCUGGCUUCCGGGCUUCUCGCUCUGGCGUCGUUCGCCUUCCAAUCCAGUAUCGCUCUCUACCAGACGCUUCACAGCUUUCAAUCGCAUCCAAAACGCGUCCGCGAUCUCCUAGAAGAACUGGAGACGCUGAGCGAGGUCUUAAGUCCGCUGAAUGAGACAAUCCGUGCCACAGCCGACGAGUCAUUUUCAGCACUUGACCUCCCCCUCCUCCGAUGCGGCAAUUCAUGUAAAGAGUUUGAGCAGGAAAUCAUAAAAUGUACAUCUCGAUCGGCGGGCGGGCGGACAAGCUUUCGCGACUGGGCCAAGUUAAAAUACAUGGGCGAAGACAUUGAUGGUUUCCGACGGCUGCUCGCUGGUUACAAGUUAACCAUUACUAUUGCGCUUACGGAUGCAAACUUACGUAAAACCGCUGUUACCGCCGAAGCUCUCGAAGGUUACCAGGACCUGAUCAAGACCACGACGGCCGACCUCGAGGCGCAUCUCGCAAGUAUCGACGAAAAACUCGAAGCGGCGUUUGAACAUGCCGUGCCAGAGUCCGACGCAGACGCAGCAGAAAAACAACUCAUAAAGGAGGAGCAAUUAAGCACCCGACGAUGUCUUCAAAUCUGCGCACGAUUGUCAGAGCAUAUCGGUCAAAUUCAGCUUACCCCCCGAGACAAUGCAAGCGGUGUAGCCGACCCGGAUACAUUUCCUGAACACAUUACCAGUCAAGGCCUGCAAGAAUGCAAGAACAGCCUUCAGAGCACGGCGGCGAAGCUGGAGACGUAUCUUCAUGAUCUUAUGGACCGCAUGAUCUCAAAGUCCAGGACGGCAGGUACAUCUACGGAGGACUUUGCUGAUCUCACAAGGCUGCGGGAAGAGUGGAAGACUACACGCCAGUGUAUGGAGAUCUGCUCUCAGGCAGAUCACCGCCUAAAGGAGAACAUUACCACUAUCGAUAACUACGCAACAGGUGACGCCAUACAAUUCAUGGUCUCGACUGACGGGAAUAUCGUUCAUGGUAAAAAUCGCGGUCUUGGGUGGAGAACAAGGCAGGUUGGAGGCCACCUCAAUGAUGCCUCACUUCAGCAGUUGUCGCGGGACAUGGUGAGCAUUCACAAACUACAUAUCCACAAUUCCGUGUCGACUUCGCAAAGUGAUAUGUUGUCAGCUUCGGAUGACGCGGUAGAGAACGCAGGAGUUUCGGAUUUUCGAGAACGGUAUGGGCAAGGUUUCAAGCUCACGUCAAAGUCCACACCCACUGUUCCCGGCACAGGAAGUGGACGGUAG